AUGGCCCACCACUUCCCCCAUGGAUCAAAGCUCCAAAUCAUUGCCAUGUACAAGGAGUGCCUCCACAACCACGCCGCCCACGCCGGCGGCUAUGCCCUCGACGGAUGCAGCCUGUUCGAGCCCGGCGGCCCGUCCGGGACCCGCCACUCCGCCACAUGCGCCGCGUGCGGCUGCCACCGCAGCUUCCACCGCCGCGUCGAGGUCGACCUCCCCCGCCGCCACGACGGCGACGGCCCGACGGCCGUCCCAUCACCGGAUCCGCCGCACAGCCGCCAGCCGCCGCCGCCGCCGCCUGGCCACCGAGCGCAGCCGAGCCCCGAGUUCCCGAAUUUGCCCCCGGCGCCGCCUCAGGCCCGCCGGGGGACGACGCCCGGCCAUGGGCAGUUCGCGAGACGGGAGGCGGGGGUGGACGGUGGGUCCCGUGGGCAGGGUAGAAGGUUGGAUAAGUCACAGAGUAAGAGGCUGAGAGUGAUUGCGGAAGUGAACGAUUGGAAGAUGUUUAGGGAUUAUUCGAAAGAGGAGAUUGUGAGCAUAUGCGAGGAGGUCGGGAUUAAUAAGUCGUGCUUCAAGGCUUGGGUUGCGUACCAUAGGCACGGCCAGAUGAGUAGACAGGCGGUUUUCAAUUGA
This is a messenger RNA of Striga asiatica, 627 nucleotides long. NCBI's taxonomy places the organism in Eukaryota, Viridiplantae, Streptophyta, Magnoliopsida, Lamiales, Orobanchaceae. The record is from the annotation of a GenBank genome assembly.